Molecule: messenger RNA, 207 nt
Organism: Penicillium pulvis
Lineage: Eukaryota; Fungi; Ascomycota; Eurotiomycetes; Eurotiales; Aspergillaceae
Exons: 1
Coding region: 1-207 (68 amino acids)
Source: RefSeq, a predicted model, not a curated record
AUGGAUGCCCAACCGUUGACUCUCUCCGAAUCCCACAAGAUCCACUCAUCUAUUGAGUCUACACCGACAUCUUCACCGGCUAGCCCGGAUGUCCGCAGCAGUGCGGGAACAUGGUCACUGAAGCGACUCCUCAGCGGACGAGGUAGCCGGAGAUAUCGUGUCCUGGAACGAGAGCCGAAUCGGCUGCGGAAACGUGUCAGUCAGUGA